Messenger RNA from Meriones unguiculatus (Mongolian gerbil), 6990 nucleotides. It is a transcript of the gene Arl5b, whose product is annotated as ADP ribosylation factor like GTPase 5B. The transcript is spliced from 6 exons. Bases 247 to 789 code for a protein of 180 amino acids. Gene Ontology annotation, cellular component: cytoplasm; trans-Golgi network. Gene Ontology annotation, biological process: intracellular protein transport; protein localization to Golgi membrane; vesicle-mediated transport. Lineage: Eukaryota; Metazoa; Chordata; Mammalia; Rodentia; Muridae. The record is from RefSeq and is a predicted model, not a curated record. Gene Ontology annotation, molecular function: GTPase activity; GTP binding.
CGGGGCUCGCGGCCGGCCGAGGCUGUGCAGGGUAGGUGGGCGCAGAAGGAGCGACUACGGGUCGGGGCUGGGCUCAGCGCGCUGCGAACAAAGGAGUCUGCGGCGGUUCCCGGCUGCGCAGAGCACCGGAGCUUCGCGGGACUCCGAGGCUCUGCGGCCGCUGGUCGCCUUCCCCUCCGCUCCAACGCGGGCGCCGCGGCACUUGCCGCCGAGUGCUGCCCGGGGAUCCUGUCCCGCCCGGGGCUCAUGAUGGGGCUGAUCUUCGCUAAACUGUGGAGCCUUUUCUGUAAUCAAGAGCACAAAGUAAUCAUUGUGGGACUGGAUAAUGCUGGGAAAACCACCAUUCUUUAUCAAUUCCUAAUGAAUGAAGUAGUUCAUACUUCUCCAACCAUAGGAAGCAAUGUUGAAGAAAUAGUUGUGAAGAACACUCACUUUCUUAUGUGGGAUAUUGGUGGUCAGGAGUCUCUGCGGUCGUCCUGGAACACCUAUUACUCAAACACAGAGUUCAUCAUUCUUGUUGUUGAUAGCAUCGACAGGGAACGGCUGGCUAUUACAAAAGAAGAACUAUACAGAAUGUUGGCUCAUGAGGAUUUAAGAAAAGCUGCAGUCCUCAUCUUUGCAAAUAAACAGGACAUGAAAGGGUGCAUGACGGCAGCUGAAAUCUCCAAAUACCUCACCCUUAGUUCAAUUAAGGAUCACCCAUGGCACAUCCAGUCAUGCUGUGCACUAACAGGAGAGGGGUUAUGCCAAGGUCUAGAGUGGAUGACCUCCAGGAUUGGUGUGAGAUAAUUUUUUGCUUGAAAAAGACUUCUCUAUUUAUUCUGUGACAUGAACAUUUUUCCUAAUAUCUUUGGCUGCUGAGGCAGCAGCAUGUUUAAUUUAUAACAACACAAACCUCUGAGCAACACUUGAAUCAAGUGCCGCUGUAUUGGAACAUAAAGAUGUUUUCUUACCUUUGUUUCAAAUGCACUAAUCUCGGUCGGAUGAGCGUAACGUGUACCUGUGCUUUUGCAGCAACAGAGCUCUUCUGACUGCCUAUUCUAAUUAUUCGGUGACUGCCUUGUAAAAACCUGUUUGUCGUAUAUUUCAUGUUACCUGAAGUUUGUUAUGUCCUUAACAACCAGUCUCUUCCACUUCUCGGCCAGCACUCCCUCCUUCCCUGGUACCUGUGGUUUGAUAGAACAGUGGCGGGAAUCGUCAUACACUAUUUCUCCAGGACUAAACAUUUACUUCUCUACAAACUCUGUUUAUCUUUUGGACAGAAUUAAUUACAACGAAGAAAAUCUACCUAGAAGCUCCGUGUAUGUGUGUAAAAGUAAACAUGGUGAAUACUUGCUUUUAAAUUUUCCUGACCUCAUUGCAUGUCAUAGUAUAAUUUUAAGUUGCUCAUUGCAUGGGAAUUAAGUAAUCCAUUUAUUUAUGUAAGAAAUUAAGUUCACUUUUCACCAACAGUGUUUGGUUAAAAACUAAUCAAGGAGAAGCAUGAAUCUGAAAGCCCAGCUUCAGUGGUAAAUAUUACUGGUUUCAUCUGAUAGCUCAAGAGUCUUCACUUUGUGUGUAACUCUCAGAAUUUAGUAAAACACACCAACAUGAAAUUAAAGCUAGGACACUGGGAAUAUUUUUUACUGUCAGUUUACCACCUGCUUUAUUGUCAGCCAAAGCCUCAGCUAUUUAGUCAGAAAUAUCACACCUGCUUUGGGCAGCAGCCAAAGUCUGAACAGUUCUUUUUAUUUCUUAGGUUUGUAGUAGUAUCUGUCAAAGCAUUUUAUCAUCAGCUCUAUGUUACUGAAAGGCAAAAUAACCUGGCCUUUCCAUAAAUCUGGCUGAGGGUAAUAUGGGAGGCUUCAGUCUCACCACCUCAGUCUCUGUGUAGACUUGUGUCCUAAACUCUGAUAGGGUACUGCUGAAUCUAACCCUAAAUUUUAGAAUAUUCCUAUGAGAAUCAGCAAUCAUGUUCUUUCUUUGUUUGGUUGAUUUUUUUUUUUUUUUUUAAAUAGGGUUUGCUUAAGUAAUCCUUGUCCUGGAACUCACUAAGUAGACUAAGCUGUCAUAUUCCUGGCAACAUUGGUUUUAUUGGCUACAGAAAUGAAAGGGCCUAAUGCAUCAGGCUUACUGGGUGGUAUUAAUGGUUCCCAAGACAGUUGUCUGAGAUGAAAGUAAGAGUGAACCCUUAAGUAAAAGGGGAACAAGUGUUGUCAUUACCCCAUUUAUGUCACAUAUGUCAUUUGCUGUAUGAAAGGGAUAAAAUGUGUAUUAAGGGAUAGUUCUUCAGUUUGCAGUAUUUUUUAUUUGGAUCAAAAAAGUUCAGUGUUCACAAAUACCUGCUCAAAAUUGGUGUUUUAAUUUCAGGUUUUUUUUUUAACUGAGUUGCCUUAAAUUUUGCUCUUUUCGAGGAGUGCUCGCUUUGUUACACGUAGUUAAUUUAGUUGAACUUGAUAUUUUCAUUUAGUGUUUCUACCCUUGAUCUGAGAAAGGAGCCAGAAGAAAAGCUUUCAGAACUUUGGAGAGUUGUUUAAACUUUGAAUUUUUUCUUACUGGUUCUAUGCCAAAUAGAGUAGAAGUUUAAUUUUUCUUGUGUGUUUUCAAUAUAAUCACAGUUGAGAGGAAAGCAGAUAUAAGUCAGUGUGGAUGGUGUGGGGUAGGUGUGGAAGCUAAGAAAAUACACAUUACCUAAAGCACACUUUGCUUCAACUUUACUUUUAUUGUUUACCAUAAAUAUAAAAAAAUAAUUAUCAUAAGCCUGUCCUGAGACAAAGCAUAUUUGAUGUCCCAGUAUUUCUGCUUCUGAAUUAAUUAUCUGCCUCCUUGUAUCGAAUGAGAUUGGCUGGUUCAAUUUUCUUCUGUCAUAUAAUAUGGUUAUUUUUUAUAUUACCACAUCAGCAUUAUAUUGAAAGUGUUUUUAAUAGUUGACUGUAUUUUGUCAAGCAGCUACUAGUAUAGAUACAGAUUUGAUAUUUAAUUGUUAAAAGUACACUUUAUUUUACUUCUCAGUCCUUUUUUAAAAGCAUAUAAUUAGUUUGGAUUAGAAGCAACAUCUGUUAGCUAUUUGAAAAUGCAGUAGGCAUUCAAGUAGCCAUUGUGCCCUUGAUUGGGAAAUGGUCCAUUGGGAAGUUCCUGUGAGACCUGUAGAGGUUUUCUCAGUCUUUCUGCUUACAGCCUAGGAAACUAGUUCUCCUUUACUCCAAGAGAAUAUUUGGACCCAAACGAGGAUAUGAUACUAAAGCAUUUGACUUGAACAUAAAUCAAAUGACUAUAAAAUAUCCAUGAAAACUGGAAAUGUGUGAUGGGUGCCUUUGUUACUGUGAGAUGAGUUCUCAGUUUUUUUAUUGUGGUCUUUUGAGGUCACAGUAACAGUGAUGAAAUGGAGGGGAGUGGUUUUUUGUUUCACAUUCUCCUUUGUCUCCACAUGUUAUUUAGUAAAGUUUGUAUUAUACCGGAACCUCGUACACCUGCUUUACACCUUCAGAAGAUUAUCUUGUAUUUUUAAUUUAAAAAUGAAGAAAUUAAGUUUUAGCUAAAAUCUUUUCAACAUGUUGCAGCUAAAAAUGAAAAAAAAAAAAAAAAAAAAAAACCUUGCCAGUCAUGUGUGCUGUUUUCAUACCUGAGCAUGUUACCUUCCCCUAGAAGUACAUUUGAGAAUCACUGUAGAUGUAGUACUCGCUUUUGUAAGGGAAUGCACUAAAUAUUUUUAUUGUUAAUGUGAUUUAAUUUCUUAAAACCUGAAAUAUUAAUAUAUAUAUAUAUAUAAUCUAUUGAAAACUGAGGAUUGAAUAUAUAAUGUUUGCUUUUAGGUUCUUGUGUUAACAUUCUUAAGGGGAUAGUACAUUUAUUCUAUAUUCACUCGAGAAAUAUAUACAUUUCAUUCUUUAAAAAACAUUUAAAUAACUCCCAUAGUAAUAGCUUUUUUAAAAGUGGGGAAUGGCUGGAGACAGGACCUCUAGUAACCACAGUGAACACCAAUGCAUGAUAACUCCUGCCUCUGCAUCUGCAGUGCUGGGAUUGCCAUAGGUAUAUUAAUUAAUUAAAUAUGAUAUGGAUUUUAUUGUAGCAUACAAAGAAAAUGAUCCUUUGUGUGUGUGUGGAAACAGUGAGGGAUACAGACAGUGUAUAGACAAUCUUCUCGGGUGCUACCAGGUCUGCCCACGAGCAACUCUUUGAAGAGUAAAGAGUAAAGGUUUUACGUCCUUGGUGUUGCAUCUCAGAAGAGGUCGUAAGCAGAAUUGUGUCCUUGCCUCCUCCCCUGUGAAAAUCACAGUGCACAUUAGCAGGGCACUGGGAUUAUGUCUACACCAUAAAGUUGUAUUGGCAUUUACCUCUGGAGGCCAAUUUUAUGAGCCAACUUGUUAUCUGUGGCUUUGGAAUAAAAUCAUCACACACUUAAACCUUAGUUCUAAAGGCCCUGUAUUUUCUGUCUGGGGGCUCACCUCAAGAUACAGCUUCUUCUCUUGUCUAGCCAAACAUUGCCCUGCCUGUCUAAAGUGGAUUCCAAUCUUAAUCUGCCCAUUAAUGAUGUAUCUAGCUGACCUAAGACACUAUUGUUCAUGGCCUUUUUUUUCUUCUUCUCAAACUGAGGAGCAUCUAAGUAAACUAAGUCUCAAAUAUGCCUUCUGUUUUUAAUAUUCUGAAGCCUUAUGUAAAUACUAUUACUGUCUUUUAAAAUCUAAACUAAUAAAAAAAAUGCUUGGCGUAGCACAUUUAAAUUAUUUGAUUCACUGUUUGAUCCCCACUCCCAGUGUGUGGAUGUAAACAGGUAAUAACAAAGUGUAAGUUUAAACUUAAUUUCUAGCUAAGGACAAUGCAAAAGAGAAGUUGUAUUCAUAAGAAAAUGGCAUCGGGUUGGUUGUAAAUAAUACCCAUGUGUAUUGGAAAUUCUUUUCUAGGGAACUUACCUCAUUUUCUUGGCUCUGCUGACUGGACAGAAAUUGUUAGCUUGUUCUGCUUAUUGAGUGAAUUGCCUUUAAGGCAUCCCAGACACUUUGGCUUUCCAGUGCUGAAAGAGUGGCAUGGGCUAGGACAUUAGCAUGUUACAGACAAGCCCUCCUAACCGUGAAAAUGACUGAUAACAUCGGUUUUCAUGUCAUCUCAUCUUUAUUCAGGGUUAGAAAAACAUAAAUAAGAUAUAUUCAGAAUUGUAGGGGGCUGGAGAGAUGGCGCAGAAGUUAGCACACUAGCUGCUCCUCCAGAGGUCCUGAGUUUAAUUCCCAGCAACCACAUGGUGGCUCAAAACCAUCUAUAAUGAGAUUUGAUGCCUUCUUCUGAUUUGUAUGUGUAUUUUGGAGAUAGAGCACUCAUAUACAUAAAAUAAAUGAAUUUAAAAAAAAGAAUUGUAGAUGACCAAAAAUAAAUAGAGGUCAAUAAAAUCGAGGAAAGGAUUCACUUUAAAAUGGCUGGAAAUCAUGAAAACUGAUUAGCAUUCUAGAAUUAGAAUCUGGAACUUUAGUCACAGAGGCUUCUUGAUUUUUUUUUUUUAAACCAGUGCUCUGUAUUUUCUCCUGGAAUGGAGAAAUAAUAAUACAUGCUGUGUGUAGACUGAGUAUAGAAAAACUUCUAAAAGAAUGAAAAUGUUUUCUUGCACAGUGCAACAACUCGUCAAAUUUCAGUUACAAAAUAAUUACCUCAUUUUUCAGACCACGAGGUGCUUUGCUUUUGCUUAAGUGUCUGGGAUGUUUUGCAGUGCCAUAAAUCCCCCUUUACCCAAAUGUCUUUGAAUACGCAGAAUUCCUAGAUGAAGUGUGAGUGCUGGGCAGGACUUUUGUUUUUCUUUGUUUGCCAGCUUCAGCGUGAACAGGUAUCUUUGCAUCCAGUGCUCUUGAGCAAAGCACUCAGUCAGUAUUUAAUUCCUUAGUAAAGGAAAGGGCUGCAGUUUGAUUGCUCAUGAUAGAUUAUGACUCUCAGUGCCCUAGAACAGCAAGUGACCAUUAUUUGAUCUCAGUAGGUCAUAAUUGAUUGGCAUGUUUUAGCUGUAGUCAUGAGAAACGGUAAAUUUUUCCUCAGGAAAUUCAGAGAUGCUGAGGCCCACGUUUAUUCUCUUGGAGUAAACUUUCAGUCUAGUUGUGAGCAUUUUCAUCUUAGUUUUGAAAAAGCUUAGCUGCUGUUUCAUUGAAAUUGUGAAAUAAAAUGAUGGUUAUGGCCUUUUCCAAUUAUAGGAUAGUUUUUCAUUUCUCGAUACUUGUCUGUUCCACAGAACAUCAUUUAAAAUCGGGAAAGAGCAAAGUCCUAACAGUUACAGCCUUGCUGUUGAGUUUAUUCUAAUGGGAGUGUAAUGACUGUAAUUUCACAUUCUCGUCCUCACACAUGACUUGGUGCUUUAUAAUAUGAAAGAGAAACCUGGCCCUGUACUCAUUGUACUUCUAGCUCAGAUUGUAAAACUCUUUAAAUGUAUGUGUAUAAGAUUUAAAUAUACAUUGUUAUCCAUUACAUCUCAGGCUUUGUGCCGAUGUUCUGACAAUGUCUUUGCCGCAGCUUGGUCCAAUAGAAAAUACUAUUAAUAAGCUCGGUAGGAUUUCUAUGUGGGCCCCCUGGUGUUUACAGAGGGGGAGGGGGAACCAAUGACUUUAUAGCACAUACUGCUUCUGAACCCUAAAUAAUCAACUGACCUGUGUGCCAUUGCUCUAAUACUUAAGCACUAAUCAAGAAAAUGUAAAAGCAAAUGCCAAAUGUAUUUCGCACCAUUACCCCCCACCAGUGGUUCCAAGCUUCUUUGUGAGGUUGUUGAAAAGACAUGGUUUUUGAAUUUUAAUACUUUUCGUUAUUGUGAAAUGCUUCUUUUAUAUGUUAGGUCGUAUUCAUGAUUCUUAAUUUCUGAGAUUAUGUUCUAAUGAAUUGUGUGCAUGCCAGCUUACCCAAGUAAAAAGAUGCAGUUUACCCUGGAAUGUUAAUCUUUAGACAGGUUUUGGUUUAUUUGCAAUCAUGAUGCAAUACAGCAUAACAUCUAUUUGUUUUCAGUCCACAGUUUUAUUUUUGUCAUAAUAAAUACUUUUCCAAUAUGAA